ACCAGUGUGCACACCGCGCGUAGAGCUCUCUCCCGCGCGCCGGAGUAUAGAAAGGAAACUUAGUGUCUAAUACAGUCUAGAUAUACUAGAAAUCAAGCAAAUAAUCGAAGAAAACUUAAAAUUAGAAAUUGUGAAAAAGAUUCUUGGUGAUUAAAAGAAAAAAUAUAAAAAAGUGAUUUAUCUAAAUUUCUUUAACCAAGUGAAAAUUGUAUAAAGGCUGGAAUACAAAAUGAAAAGAUGAAGAAGCAUAGAAAGAUGAAGGAUAGUUCAGCACCAAGAUAGUCGAGAUAGUCAAGAUAUCAGUCACAUCCCCUACACAGAUAGUCACUAUCUAUCAAUCUAAGGAGCAUUCAUAAAUGAACAACUUGAUUUAAUCCUCAAGUAAAUAAUCGUGAAACUAAAAACAAGUGAAUACAUUUUUAAAAUGGCGGAAGGUUUUAUCAGAACUUUAUUAACCCUAUGCCUGGUCUGGGGGUGGGCCGAGGGUAGGUCGACUAGUCUAGAGAUUCCAUGUGUCGAAUUUAGCAAUAAUAUAAAUAUCGACUGUCUGUGUUCUCUGAACGAGAUGAAUGCGACAAGGAUAAAUUGUGACAAUGUAGUUUUCGCUGGAGAUUUCCCUGUUCUACCGUACAGGUAUUAUAUCCAAGAGUUUACUCAGCGUAAUGUUGGUUGGCAACUCCUCCCUGCCCAGAUAUUCACUGCUAGUGAUAUACCGCUUAAACUCAUCGACUUCAGCAACAACGCCAUGAGGAGGCUGGUAGAGCGCUUGUUCGACGGAAUGGAGGACACUCUCGAGGAGAUCUACCUAAGCAACAACAAGCUGGGGGAUAACCUCAGCCCUGUCUUUAGCACUGGGGAGUUUCAAAACCUCAAGUUUCUCCGGGUUCUAGAUCUCAGCUAUAAUGGUAUCCGGGGUAUCUCGGAGAACUUGAUCAAGGGUUGUACAGAGCUAAAGGAAUUGAGGUUGGAUGGUAACAGUCUGACUAGGAUUCCUACGGAGUCCCUGAGUGGACCGGAUGCUCUUCAAAACCUUCAUCUUCAAGACAACGUCAUAGAGUCUUUGACGCCCUUGGUGCUAGCUUCCCAGCCUAAACUAUUGUCGGUCAACCUGACCAAUAACCUGAUUCGAGAGAUUCAAACGGGUGCAUUUGCAAACAUGACACGACUAGUUCGUCUUAUCCUCACUAAGAAUAGGAUAUCUAGACUUGAAGAGGGAAGUUUUACAGGGUUAAGUAACCUAGUUGAGCUGGAUUUGUCCAACAACUUCUUGACGAGUAUCCCUGUGUCUGCCCUCACCUCCCUAAAUAACAUCAAGUUCCUCAACAUGGGCUCCAACAGGAUUGAGACUGUAGUUGAUGCUGACCUGGAGAUGCUAAGUGAACUGGAGUACCUGGAUCUGAGUAGGAACCUGAUUAAGGAAAUACUUCCGGGCACUUUCCUUGGGAUGAACAGUCUCAAGGGACUGGAUUUCAGUGUCAACGUUGUUAGGAUGGUUGAGGAUGAUGCUUUUGAAGGAUUACAAGAUCUAGAGUACCUGGAUCUAAGUGAUAAUAAGGUUCUCUCACUCCCAGCCGUAUCCCUGAGCAGAUUACCCAACCUCAAGAGGUUGAAGAUAGACUACAACAGGAUUGGAGCACUAUCCUACGAUAUCUUGAAGUCGGUUCAAGGACUGGAGGAGCUCUCUCUAGCUUACAACAUCAUCAGAGAGAUCCCUGUUGGAACCUUCAAGGAGCUAAAGAGUUUAAAGAUUCUAAACCUGUUCGGGAACAAAAUUGCUGAAGUUAGCACGGAAACCUUUAUGGGGAUUGAGAAUAGUUUAGAAUACAUGGAUCUAGGAUUCAAUAUUAUUAGUGAGAUUAAUCAGAUCUCCUAUCCUAGUCUCAGAUACCUCAACUUGGAGAAGAAUAUUAUAGAAAACGUUACAGGGAUGUUUAACCUCCUUCAAAACCUUCAGGUUUUAAACCUCGGGGAGAACAAUAUAGAGACGUUGAGUCCUGAAACCUUUGCCGACAUGACAAAUCUGCUUCAUCUUAAUCUUUACAAUAACAAGAUCAAAAAUCUGAAUCCUGGCGUAUUAGAAAACAAAUUUUUGACCAAGGUUAACCUAAGCGGGAACCUAUUACAGGAAAUAGAAUCUAAAUCUUUCUCCGAUCUUCCAAUUCUAGAGGAGGUCGAUAUGAGUAACAAUUUAAUCGCUGUCAUUAAUACUGGAGCUUUUAAUGGGAUUCCACAUCUUAAACGUCUACAUCUUCAGAAUAAUAAACUCAUUAAUUACAAGGGGGAUAUUUACACAGGAGGAGAGAAUGAUACUGAGCUGGAGUAUCUAGAUCUGAGAGACAAUGAGAUAAACUAUCUAUAUCCGGAAUCUUUCUCCUAUUUCCCCAACCUGAAAUGGGUCAACCUUGCUCGGAACCGACUUCCAAUAUUUCCAACUCAGUUUAUAAAAGGACUAAAUCAUCUUGAGUAUCUCAACCUGGAGAGUAAUCAGAUUACCAGUCUGGAAGAUAAUGAUUUUGCCAACAUGCCAAGGUUAAGAUCCCUCCAUCUCUCCAAUAAUCAGAUUGGACCCAUCAGUGAAACAGCGUUCCAAAAUUCAUCCCAGCUCCAAUACAUAGAUAUCAGUCACAACAAUAUCUCGGAGCUCAAGGGAGAUGUAUUCAAUGGAAUUGUCAGAUUAGAAUUGGAUGCGAGUCACAACAACCUUUCAAAGAUCCCCAAAGAUAUUUUUGAAAAGAGGAAGGUGUUUCGUCUUGAAAUGAUUGAUCUGUCCUACAACUAUUUCUCCAGUAUCCCGGUUGACGUCUUACAAAACCAAUAUUUUAGUUUGGAAACCCUUAGAAUAUCCCAUAAUGAAAUCAAGGUUAUCCCGUCCGAUGCAAAUAUCCUGGUCAACGUCAAGGAAAUGGAUUUAUCGUUCAACCCCCUCAAUUCAGACUCCAUUAUAAAUGUUCUCAAUGAGCCAAAAACUGUGAGAUCCCUAAAUAUGGCUGGAACAGGGAUCGAAAAGGUUCCGGUUCUUGAAACUCCCUUCCUAAUCAAUCUAAACCUUUCUCACAAUAGUAUAAAAACCCUCAGUGAUGAUAUUCUAUCCAAGUCUAAGCUGGUUGAGAAUCUUGAUGUGUCACAUAACAAAAUUCCAAACCUUAGCUCUGGCUUAGCCUCAGCCUGGCUAGUUCUUACUCAUAUGAAGCAUCUCAACAUAUCCAGCAAUCCUAUCGCUUACAUCAUAAAAGGAGAUUUUAAGUACCUAAACAACCUUCAGACAUUGUCUAUGACACAUCUUGAUAAAUGUUCCAAGAUCGACAGAUCUGCCUUCACAAACUUGAUUGCUCUAAAAAGUUUAGAAAUGUACGGAUACCCUAAGGUCUCAUACAUCGAUGUGAAAGGAAUCCUUGAAAGUUUUAACACUCUUGAGCAUGCUUAUGUAGAAGUUAAAGAUCCUAUCGUAGGAGAUCAUCUUACCCCCGCCUUCUCACCUCGGCUCAGAAGUGUUGGAGUCAUGGGAGAUAGAAUAGAAAAUAUUGCUAUCUCUGCACUCCAUGGAAUCUCAAGUAAGGUUAUCAAUAUUGAAGUUUCUGACACUAACAUCAAGAACCUGCCCACAGCAAUAUUCUUCCCAGUUCCUAUGUCCAGCAAGAUUAAACUAAAUGUGAAGGGCAGCAAGCUGACCAGCAUAGGACCUCAGCUACUCAAUACUCUGGACAGCCAUCAACGUCAUAUUCGUCUGGAAGGAUUAUCCACCAAUCCAGUGUAUUGUGAUUGCAACGCCCGACCUCUACAACGAUGGUUAGAGUCUAAAUCUCUGGAGAAGACACUUUACUCCGAUCUAAAGGUGAUAAGAUGUGCUGCUCCUGACUACCUACAGGGUAAACUACUGGCCAGCAUCCCAGAGUCAGAGCUGACAUGUGAAGGACGUCCAACAACAACAACAACAGAGGUUUUCUACUCGACCAUCAGCACAACAUCAACAACUGAACUAGAUAUUAUCUGGAGACCGGAGACAACAACACCUAAACCUCAACCAACCUCAACAGAUGCCCAGGCUAGCCUCAACAAAUCCAACCAACCAGCUAACAUGGACUCACUAAUCAUCGGUAUAGUUGGUGGAGUUGUUGCUUUCAUUACUAUAAUCAUCAUUGUUAUUUGCAUCAUCAGGUUACGACUGGCAGACAACCAGUAUAGAGGAGGACCAUUAGCAGGUCCCCUGGCUAUGAGAGCUCAAGGAAAAUGUACUUGUCUUAAACCAAUGCAUCAUGCGCCUAUGACACCUCAGAUGUAUGGAAAUCAUGGUUUUAUCUCCUACCCUUCUACCCCGGUCCCACCUCAGGGCCCGCCCCUUGCUCUAACCUGGAAUGGAACAGUGACCUCACAGAAAAUGUUAUCCGGCCCCGCCUCCCACCAUGGAUCACACUUCGGCACAGUCGGUGCUAACAGCUACCUUUCCGCAGGUCAACGUUCCGCCGUGUCACGCCCUGGGUCAGUGUACCCCGGCGCACCCUACCCUGCUACUCCAUAUUAUGUAACAUUCCCGGCGGAUUCAGACACAGAACAGGACAGACGGAGUCACAGAUGAUCUGAUAUUUCGGUCAACAUAAAUUCCUCGCAUAUUCAUUCUGAUAAAUACCUUUAACCAUACUCUGAGUCAUACUCAUGAACUCUACAGUACCUGUAUAUGCUCAUAUAUGUACUCUUCUCAGUGAUUUAGAUCAAAUUAAACACAUAUAGACCAGUUGUUCGUUAGUGUACAGUGUUGCAUGUACAUUCAAAGACAAUUCUCUGGAACCUGACGUUUUAGACGACACUGUUAGCUAGAACAUCAAAAAAACAAUGUAGGGAAGUAAAUAUAACAAUUUUAGCUCGGUAUUGACCGGUAUUGUCCAGUGUUGACUGGCAUUGACCAGUCUAAACCUGUUUUGACUCGUUCUUUUCUGUAAAAGUAUACUGUUAAAAGUUUUGUCUUUAUGGAAUAGUAAAACACAUCAAAAAAUCUAGAAAUAUUAAAUUAAGAUUAAAAAUUUAAUACUACUUGAAAUAUAAAAUGAUUUAUGUGCUAAUAAAUCUAACAGAAUUGUAACUUUUUACAGUUUAGCAGUCAUUGUUAUUAUCAUCGUACUUAUUAUAUAAUUGUUGUUGCUUAUGUUUUGUUUCUU
This is a messenger RNA of Eurytemora carolleeae, 5150 nucleotides long. RefSeq names its product protein artichoke. Gene Ontology annotation, molecular function: protein binding. The transcript has 9 exons. Lineage: Eukaryota; Metazoa; Arthropoda; Copepoda; Calanoida; Temoridae. The record is from RefSeq and is a predicted model, not a curated record. Gene Ontology annotation, cellular component: extracellular matrix. The coding region runs from base 425 to 4573 and encodes 1382 amino acids.